AGUCUUCCAUGUCGAGCUACUUAAUUUAGACGAGCAGAAGACAAUGCAGCUGAUUGACAAGCUGCUAGAGGCCACCUUAGUGCCUGCAACAGUAGCAGCAUAUUUGAUGGUUGGUUCAAGAUAUAAAAAAGUCGGAUGGAUAGUGAAAACAGUGAAUCAUAUUGCUAAAUACUCUUAAAUCACAUUCUUGUAUGUAGACAAAAAUUAUGUCCUGAUAAUAUAUAAUUAUGACGGUCGAAAAGCAUCCUAGCAGAACUUGUUAAGUGUGCGAAGACAAACCAUGACUACCUAGAGCAUUAUAAAGGUUUGACCUCACUGUGAUUGGGCAUGUGCAACGUACGGGCUAACCCUCACUAGUCAGAAUAGAAAAGCAAAACAAAAGCAAGAGAGGAAAUUGGAAGCGAUCCCAUCUUCCCACUUUUUUCUGCUAUUCACGUGACCACCUUCCAAUUGAGAGAAUCUCUUCCAUAACAAAUUUUAUUCUUCAUCCCAAUUCUGAUUUUGGCAUUUUUGUGACCCUCAUAAAAAAGGACACGGUAUUUUUACUAGGGGGACCAUAUGAUUUUGAGCCAGCAAAAUUUCUUUCUUCUUCUCCAAGUGAUAUAUAUCUCCUGUGCACACACACAUUUGAGGGAGGUAGAGGCAUCAUUGAGAAAGGGAGUGGGGACAAUACUUUGAGGGGAGGAGAGGAUUUUUGGGAUAAAUUAGGAUUUUUCGGUCCGGGUUUACGAUUCCUAUUCGAUUAUUGUCGUUGUUUUCUCGUUUGAAUCUUGGAGUCAAAGCCUCGUACUUGCUGAUUUUUGUAUAGAGAAAGGAUUUGCUUAACAUGUUAUGAUCAUUUUCUUGCCUUGGGUUAGUAGGACAUUAAGAGAAAGUCUCUGUUGGGGAAUUUUGUUAAGUACUGUGGGUCCCAACUAUUUGUAUACUAAUUGUAGUUAGCUGAUUUGUAUAAAUAAUAUAACCGACUAAGUGAUUGUACAACUAUUCAUUUUCUCUGUCUUUGCAGGUUAAUAACAAAGAGCUUCAUUUCCAGUCUUUUUCUUCCUCUCUCACCUUCUAGAAUCUUCAGUUCCUCCAUAGCUAGAGCUUCUCAACAUGGUAUCAGAGUUCGGUGCUCGUUUCUCUAAGCUCGACUGUAAUAGAACUGGAGUAAUUCGAUUGCAUUGGUAGUUUUUCAAUCUCAUCAAUCGAUCGAGAUAUUUCUUCAACACAGAAGACUUCUCACUCAUUCUAGGGUUUGGGAAUUCUAAAUUAUCUGGUUGAAUCUCGGUCGGAUCAAGACUAAUUUCGUAAGAAAUCAACAAAUUUAAAGUUUAUUUCUCAGAAGCAAUUUGUCUCAGCUACAAUGGCGAUCAAUGAAGAAGCUAGUGAUUCUCCAUUUGCGGCUUCAAUGUCUACGCCAACUACAGAGCUGAUUGAUCACAAUCAUCCUCUUUACAUUCAUCCUUCCGAUACUCAAGGUUCUGUACUCACUUCUAUUCAACUUCAAGGUUCUGUACUCACUUCUAUUCAACUUCAAGGUUCAGAAAAUUAUUCAAUUUGGAGUAGAUCUAUGAAAAUUAUUUUGCAUGGCAAAAAUAAAUUAGGCUUUGUUCUAGGCACUUGUAGAAAGACUAGAUAUGAUGUUAGCUUGCAUGAAUUGUGGGAUAGAUGCAAUGCUAUUGUACUUGCUUGGAUAAUGAACACAGUUUCACCUAGUUUGAUCAGCUCUAUGAUCUAUGCCUCCGAUGCACACACUGUUUGGGAAGACCUCAAGGAGAGAUUUGAUAAGGAUAAUGCAUCUAGGGCUUGUUAUUUGCACAAAGAAAUUGCCACAUUGACUCAAGGCAUAUCCUCUGUCUUAGUAUACUAUCCUAAACUGAGAGAACUCUGGGAUGAGUAUGAAACACUAACACCACCACCCUCUUGUGGCUGUGCUGAAUCAAGGAAACAUGUAGAACAUUACCAGAUACAGAAGCUAUAUUAGUUCCUCACUGGAUUAAAUGAAUCCUAUGAGAAUGCAAAGAAUCAAGUGUUUAUGACUCGACCCUUACCAAAUCUGAAUCAGGCCUAUGCUAUGAUAGUAAAUGUAGAAAGUCAGAGGAUUAGUGGAAAAUGUGUUUAUGCUGAAAGCAAUGAAGUUGCAAUGAUGAGUAACAAGAUGUAUACUGGAGGUUACAAUGGUGGAGGACAGUCUAAUAUCAGUUCAAACAAAUCAAAUGCAAGUUACAAACCUAGGAACUCAGCUGGUAAAACUGCAGUCUGGUGUGAUUAUUGGAAAUACAAGGGUCACACCAGAGAGAAUUGCUUCAAACUUCAUGGUUAUCCAUCUGAUUUCAAGAACAAGAGAAGAGGGGGAGCUCCACAUGGUCAAGCCAAUAGUGCUGUUAAUUCUGGUAUUUCAGAGCCACAAGGACAGGGACAUCAUGUGACAACUACUCCAGCUCCAGCUCACUUUUUCACUCAGGAACAAUACCAACAAAUCCUGCAUAUGUUGAACAAGGACAAUGAGGUUGAAUCUGCAGCCAAUGUUGUUGUUGCAGGGCCAACAUGUACUGUACAUGCAUUCAUGACCAAUUUAGUGCAUAAUAAUUGGAUAGUAGACACAUGUGCC
Nicotiana tabacum (common tobacco) is the source of this 2593-nucleotide messenger RNA. Lineage: Eukaryota; Viridiplantae; Streptophyta; Magnoliopsida; Solanales; Solanaceae. The record is from RefSeq and is a predicted model, not a curated record.